GUUUGGUUGCUAUUGCCAUUCCAGAUUUUAAGUCUGUUUUCUUUAUUUUGUUGUGUGACUUUGUAUCUUAGCACAUCGUAGUUUUAAUUUGUGAUGAAGACAACAUAAACUCAACUGAUCUGAGCUGCAGAAAGCUUAUCAUUACCAUUCUAUUGUUGGUGCGUCUGAAAAACUGCACACUCUAGCCACCUAUAUACAGAUCUUUAUGGUGAACAGCAUAGUUGACGACGAUGUGUCCACUUUACGACAUUGUCAAUCCAGCAUGGCUUCUGCAGUAGGAGAUUGGGAGGCUGAUGGUUCAACUGGGCUACUACCUGGAGAAAGUCAUGAUUGUGGAACAGAUCACAGGAAAGAGUGUGAAGCCCAGGGGUCCCAGUCUGACGAAGGGGAGCAGGAAAAGAAGCCCGUGUGUCUCAUAGUUCUGGGAAUGGCAGGAUCCGGCAAAACUACAUUUGUGCAGAGACUGACAGCUCAUCUGCACUAUAAGAAAUCCCCUCCCUACGUGAUAAACUUGGACCCUGCAGUACACGAGGUUCCAUUUCCAGCAAAUAUUGAUAUUCGGGACACGGUGAAUUAUAAAGAGGUGAUGAAGCAAUAUGGUCUGGGUCCAAAUGGAGGAAUUGUGACAUCCUUAAACCUUUUUUCUACUAGAUUUGAUCAGGUGAUUAAGUUUAUUGAGAAAAAGCAGAAGGAUUACAAAUAUGUUAUAAUUGACACUCCAGGGCAGAUUGAGGUGUUUACAUGGUCUGCAUCUGGCACAAUCAUCACAGAGGCUUUGGCAUCCUCAUUCCCUUGUGUAGUUGUCUAUGUGAUGGAUACCUCUCGAAGCACCAACCCUGUAACCUUCAUGUCAAACAUGCUGUAUGCUUGCAGCAUCCUCUACAAGACAAAGCUUCCUUUUAUUGUGGUGAUGAACAAGACAGACAUAAUUGAUCACAGCUUUGCAGUAGAGUGGAUGCAGGAUUUUGAAGUUUUUCAAGAUGCUCUAAACCAGGAAACCUCCUACGUCAGUAACCUAACUCGCUCCAUGAGCCUGGUUCUUGACGAGUUCUACAAUAGCCUCAGGGUGGUCGGUGUCUCUGCGGUUACAGGAAGUGGUUUGGAUGAAUUCUUCCAGAAGGUAGCAGAGGCUGCAAAGGAGUAUGAAAAGGAGUACAUGCCUGAAUAUGAACGGCUUCGCAAAAAAUUGGCUGAGACCCAGAGUAAGAAACAGGAAGAACAGCUAGAACGCCUGCGGAACGAUAUGGGAGCCGUUGCUAUGGAAACAACUGCACCCCCAGACUCCACAGAGACUGAAGGCCCCAGUGACUUUAUCUUGACCCGAGGGAAUCUAGACGAGGAAGAUGAGGAGGUUGACAGUGACACGGAUGAUAUUGAUCACAACAUUACUGAGGAAAGCAAAGAAGCCCCUGCAUUCCAGAGUUUUCUGAAAGGAAGGAAGCAGGUGGUCAUGGGGAGGAACAAGAAGCAGCACUGAUCAGAAACCAUGAUGAGAGGGGAGACAUUGUUCAAACUAGUUAUUGCCACAUUAAUAAAUAUUACUAAAGUACAUCACCUGUCUUCCUUGGUUUAUGUGCAGGGUCUUGCUAAGGUGACUAAUGCAGUAGUAUUCAUAAAUUCAUAAAUCUGGGGUGACGAGCUGCCAAACGGUUAUGUCAAGCAGAAAGAUUUGCAGCUAUUCUUUUAAGAAACUGGAAUUUCCUGAAAAAAAAAGAUUUUGAGCUGAAAGACCUAUUGAUUUGAUUUUGUUUUCACUGUCAGUUUAAACUGGACAGACUUGGUCUACCAUUACCUCAGCAUGAUAUGCAGAGUGCUGUCCUCAAAAGUUAAUCUGCUAGACCCAGCAUAGUGUCUAGGUGUGCUGUGCUAACUACAACCUUUUAAUUCUUUUAGUGUGUUGUCUUCAGAGAAGCUCUUUUUCUGGUUUUUGACUGGUUGAUGUGUGAAACCGAUGGAUGCUGAGACCACUGCUGGCUUUUGUAGCUGUUUGUUUUUUUCUUACCUUUUUUCUGAUUUAGUGCCCCCAGAGCCAGACUAACUUUACAAAUGCAAAAACUAUGUAUGUGUCUGUUUUAAGCAGUAAUACACAACAGGAUAUCCAGUCAUAUUGAGAUAUACAGACACCUUGAGUCUGCAUAUCUCCGACAAGAAGACGUCCUGUGUUACUGUGCUUAAAAAAUAAAUAAAUAAAUAAAUACCAGAGUGACUCCACUGUACAUUCAUAAUGAAAUAAUUACACAUGCAUAGAGUAUUGAGAGACAAUCGGAUCACUGGGAUUUUCCAAGCUGUUUUCUACAGCUAUGGCUAAAAGUUUUGCAUCAUCCUAUAAAAUUAACACAUUUUGCUUGAGUAGUUGAAUAUAGUUGAAUGAAACCUGCUAUCACAUUAACAAUGAAUUACAUACCGCUUUGUAGUUUUCCAUAUACGUAACGAAAAAGUGUCACAAAUCGAAUGAUGUGACAUUUUAAAAUCUAACAUGAAAUACUGCGCUACUAUUAUGGCUUCCGGUAGACGUUUGCAAUAUUAUUUUGUAGUUUCUUUUUCUACUCUAAAGUUAUAGGGGUUGCUGAACUUGUGGCCAUAGUUGUAAUCUAAUUCCUUUUCUAAAAUAUCUCAAGCCAGAUGGUAUUAAUUAUAAUUUAAGGAAAUCUAUUUGUUGUAAAAUAAGAUUUGUCAAUCAGCCCAGUUCCCAAAUGUCCCAUAUGUAAACAGUACUAUAAGUGAGCCAUUUGAAUUAAAAUUAUAAAUAAGUUGUUCUUUUGGGGGUGUACUAUAAAUAUAGCAGUCUGGGUCUAGGCGUACAAUAUUAUUAAAGGAAACUUUAUGACACAGUGAGUAUUCAGAUUAUUAAUACAAAAUUGCAUUCCUUGCUGAGAGAAGAAAACACUGGGUUCUGCCUUGAUAAGUGUGAUCAGGCUAAAAUAAAGUUAAGAAAUAAACAGCUAAGAAUAAAUACUUUUUAUUUACAGUUAUUGCUUGUCUUUUAUUGAGGGGAUAAGUUUUAUUCUGUGUAAAACUCGCCAAACUAGUCCCGUCUCACACAAACCACUUUUGCGAGUUGUUUGCGAGAUCUGAAUUAAAUGUUGAUAAACUGUCUGUCUUAUUCUUUUCAA
Polyodon spathula (Mississippi paddlefish) is the source of this 3113-nucleotide messenger RNA. It is a transcript of the gene gpn1, whose product is annotated as GPN-loop GTPase 1. The record is from RefSeq and is a predicted model, not a curated record. Gene Ontology annotation, molecular function: GTPase activity; ATP hydrolysis activity. The transcript has 14 exons. The coding region runs from base 206 to 1477 and encodes 423 amino acids. Lineage: Eukaryota; Metazoa; Chordata; Actinopteri; Acipenseriformes; Polyodontidae.